Messenger RNA from Nicotiana tabacum (common tobacco), 1014 nucleotides. The record is from RefSeq and is a predicted model, not a curated record. Lineage: Eukaryota; Viridiplantae; Streptophyta; Magnoliopsida; Solanales; Solanaceae.
AUGGCUGGACAAGUAUAUAAGGAUAAGGCUACAUUAAAAGAGGUGAUGGAGCAUUAUGCUAUAUCGCAAAGGUUUCAAUUCCGGGUUGAUAGGUCUAAUGCUGUCAGCUAUAGAUUAUUAUGUAUGUUAGAAGAUUGUGAAUGGAGGUUUAAGGCUUCGAGCAUUAACAAAUCAGAACUAUUCAAAGUGAGAGAGUUCAUUGAUAAGUAUACAUGUCCGUUGAAGGACAAGGUGUAUGAGCAACGACAGGCAAGUAGCAACCUUAUAGGUGGUAUGAUUAGGCCCAAGCUUACUAAUCAUAAGAGGAAAUACACUCCAAAGAAUAUUAUUGAUGAUGUGAAAUCAGAUUUAGGUGUAGAUGUUUGCUACAUGUUGGCGUGGCGGGCUAAAGAAAAGGCAAUAAAUUUUUUGAGAGGUGAACCGGCUGAUUCAUACAAAGAAUUACCAGGAUACUUAUAUACAAUGGAUAUGACAUAUCCUGGUUCACACAUUAGAAUGGGGUUUGAUCAUUGUAGAGCCAUUGUGGUUGUGUAUGGAAGUCACCAAAAACUUUACUACACCGGGACAUUCGUCUCGGCCAACACAUUGGAUGGUGCAGGUCAUAUAUUGCCACUACCAUAUGGUGUUAUUGAUUCAGAGAACGAUGAUGCUUGGUCGUGGUUCUUUGAGCAAUUCAAGAUAGCAUACGGUGACAGGAAAAACAUGUGCAUCGUUUCAGAUGGAAAUGGGAGUAUCAUUAAAUCUGUAUCGAGAGUGUAUCCAGAUGUACCGCAUUUUGCUUGUAUAUGGCAUCUAUGGAACAACGCUGAAUUUGACAGUCUAAUGGAGAAGGUGGAGAAGGUAGAUAUUAGAGUGAAAGAAUACUUGGAGUUAGCUGGAUACGAAAAGUGGGCUAGGUUGUAUGCACUUGUUAAUAGGGGAAGGACCAUGACGUCAAAUAUUGCUGGGUCAAUCAAUGCUGCACUAGUGUCAACAAGGGAAUUUGCCAAUAUACGACUUCCUCGAAGAAGUUAG